Scatophagus argus is the source of this 2033-nucleotide messenger RNA. RefSeq names its product Ras association domain family member 6 (gene rassf6). NCBI's taxonomy places the organism in Eukaryota, Metazoa, Chordata, Actinopteri, Scatophagidae. The record is from RefSeq and is a predicted model, not a curated record. Bases 630 to 1727 code for a protein of 365 amino acids. Gene Ontology annotation, biological process: signal transduction. The transcript has 11 exons.
UAAUGUGGGAUUCCCAGUAUUUUCCAAAAAACAUUGCUUGGAAAGUACUGCACAUUUAUUUUUCAGCUCUUGCAGUCAGGACUGGGAGUGGCAGGACUGCCUGGAUGACAGCUGCUGAAUACCUGAGAUAUUUUGUCUUGGCAAACAGGCCAAAACAGAGAGAGAGAGACAGAAAGACUGAAAGAAAGCUACAAAUUGGACAGACUACUGCUGUCGCACUGCUGUAUCGUUCACAGUCAUUCACACUAACAAUAAGAGAGAGAAAAAAAACAAAGCAAAGCAAUAAAAAAAGAGAAGCCACGUAGAUAUCCCAACAAUCUCUGUUCACAGGCACAGGCCUCAGAGUUCUCUGACCAAAGAAUAAACAAAUGGCUGGGGUUCCACUGUCAUCACUGGUUACUGGGUGGAGUACUGUUAUUAAAUCUCUUGGAGACAAGCACAAAAAAAGAAAGUGAAAGAGUAAAGGCACAGCUAGAGAGAGAGAGAAAGAGAGAGAGGGAUAAAUAUAACACAAAAACUUCAGAGAAGGAGACAGAGUGAGAGGAAAAUAUUUAAAGCACAGAAAGAAAGAAAGACAGAGACAAAGAAACAGAAGAGAGCUCUGAUUCGUCAUGUCAGAGGCGUAAUAUAUGCAACCAGAGAUGAAUGACGCAGCUCAUCUCCGAGUAAUCCAGGCAGGGGAGGGGAGGACAUUGUCCAGAGUUUCACUCACUGCUGAAAACUUACAACUGCUUCCUGAAGGACCAGACUCAACUGCACCUCAGUUACUCUCAGCUGUGUACCACAGGAAGGAUACUUCAGGAAUGGGUCUGUCUCUGCAACAGGGUGACGAUGGAGAGGUGGUGGUGGAAGGCUUCCUGAAUAUCUCAUGGGGUGUGAGGAGACCCAUCAGGCUAAAAAUACAGGAUGAUAAACAGAUGCUUUCAUUUACUCCUCCCAUCACACCUGACCCCACCAGUCCUGUCAGCCCACUCGGAAACAAAAGGGGCAUGACACGAUGGGGGGAAUAUGCUGACCUUCAUCAAAUAGAUGAGAUGGCUGAGACGCCACAGGACACAGUAGUCACCAGUCCUUUACCAGGUCCAGUUGUUUAUGAGACCACCACACUGCGUCCUAUGAGGCAGAAGAGCUCAGAGCUGGAGGCCGAAUCCAACCUGUUUCGAUGUAUGAGUGACGCCUCAUUGGUCAAGAGGAGGAGGGGAAGGGGAAAGUCAGCAGCACAAAGAGAGAGAGAAAGACAACAUCGCUUUUCUAUCAAUGGACACUUCUAUAACUAUAAGACCUCUAUCUUCACUCCAUCCUUUGGUACUCCAACCAAAGUUCGUAUCUCCAGCAGGAUGACCACAAACCAAGUCAUUGAACAGCUGCUAAACAAGUUCAAGAUAGAGAAUGAACCUCAGGAGUUUGCCCUGUACUGUGUUCACCAGAGUGGAGAAAAGAGGAAGCUCAGUGAUAAAGACCAGCCCCUAUGGGAGCGCAUACUACAGGGACCCUCUGAAGACAUCAUGAGAAUCUUUUUGAUGGACAUGGAUGAAGAGGAAGUCAGCAACGAUGUAGCCCAGUACCUGAACUUGGAGCUUCCUAUCCUGGAGCAGGUUCUACUGAAACUCAGAGAGGAGGAGAACAGAGAGAUUCAGAGGAUCACUGGCAAGUACCGCCACCAGCACAGGCUCCUAUCCCACAUGCUGAACUGUAAGUUGUCGCCUCACAUUGAGACCAGUGUCUGACACCUGCUGAUCUGAAAUCACUGACAUGGGACCAGCCAUACAUCAUAAAGCCACUUUAAGGAUAAAAGAGUACAUGCAGAGAACUCUGUACUUUGUUUCUUUUACAUUUUCUUUUAAAACUUGGGUGUAAAACACAUAGAAGUGAGAAAGUACAUGACACCUUGCAGUUCUCCCAAACAGUCACGUAACUUUUUGCAUCAUAUUUUGAAACUGUAAAACCAGCAGAAGACAAAACCGCACGAUGCUGCUGUAAAUAUUUGUAAAUCACUGUUUUGUGUUCAUCAAUAAAUAUAAGUUGUGAGACCA